Morchella importuna is the source of this 822-nucleotide messenger RNA. RefSeq lists its product as uncharacterized. Gene Ontology annotation, molecular function: RNA polymerase II cis-regulatory region sequence-specific DNA binding; DNA-binding transcription factor activity, RNA polymerase II-specific. The transcript has a single exon. Gene Ontology annotation, cellular component: nucleus. Lineage: Eukaryota; Fungi; Ascomycota; Pezizomycetes; Pezizales; Morchellaceae. The record is from RefSeq and is a predicted model, not a curated record. Gene Ontology annotation, biological process: positive regulation of transcription by RNA polymerase II; mitotic cell cycle. Bases 1 to 822 code for a protein of 273 amino acids.
AUGCAGCACAGACGUGGACCAUGGUCCGCACACGAGGACUCUCAAUUACUCAACCUUGUUCAAAUCCAUGGACCUCACAACUGGGUUAGAAUAUCCCAGAUGGUAACUUCACGGUCACCAAAGCAAUGCCGGGAACGCUACCACCAAAAUCUUAAGCCCACGCUCAACCACGAGCCCAUCACACCCGAAGAAGGUGAACUUAUUGAACGUCUCGUCGGAGACAUGGGCAAGAGAUGGGCCGAAAUUGCUAGGCGUCUUCAUGGCCGAAGUGACAAUGCGGUCAAGAACUGGUGGAACGGUGGAAUGAAUAGACGAAGACGCUUGUGCAUCCGCCAGAGAUCCGAGUCUCACAACCCGGACCGCCGCUCUCACGAGCCAAUGUCCCCAUAUUCGCCAAAUACCCAUUUCCACCCCCCCGGUCUUACUAUCGAUGUCAGCAGGAGGACUCUUGACGAGCCGUUGUCUUCCCCUGCUUUCUCUGAUGGUUCUCGCGGCCAGACCCCAUCUCUCAUCUCGGACGCCAAUUCCAACUUUUCAACCUCGCCGAGACUGCCUGAGACACCUCUUACCGCCGAGAACGCCAUCAUACUCCCCCCGCUAAAGGAUCUUUACCACGGGGAGCGACGGGCCUCGAUGCCUAUUCUCAAGAGUGCUGCAUCACUCCACAUCCAGGAGCAUUCAGCCUACACUCAGGACGAUACCCGCCGGUGGGUGUCCAACACGGACAGCCGGAGGUCUCAGGAUUACCACACACAAUACCAGCAGCACUACGAGGUUCCCUCUUCGGAUUUCCGCAUGAAGCUCUCCAACUUGUGUUCAUGA